Messenger RNA from Camellia sinensis, 1883 nucleotides. The record is from RefSeq and is a predicted model, not a curated record. NCBI's taxonomy places the organism in Eukaryota, Viridiplantae, Streptophyta, Magnoliopsida, Ericales, Theaceae.
GUACCAAAAAAAAAACAGGUAACCCUACUCUUUAUAAUUUUGUUCUCUGGGUAUUGUGGCAUCAAUCGCAACAAAACACUUUGCAGCAGCUAAUCGAAAUUCAAAAUCGAAAGAGAGAUUCGGAGUGUAUAUAGCGGUUCACUAUUUAAGCCUUCAAAUUGGGAAUUGGUUGUUGGCUGCAGAGGUUUCCCUUUCUUUUUCUGCGUAAGUAUAUAUGUAUAUGUGUGUGUAGGAGCUUAGAAGGUAAUUAACAAUGGGGGAUGGUAACAGCAACAACAACAACAAUAGGGGCAUUUCAGGGAAUAACAAUAGCAGUAGCAAUAGCAAUAGCAGUGGUAGUAGUCGGCCUGAAUGGCUGCAACAGUACGAUCUUAUUGGGAAGAUCGGAGAGGGAACAUAUGGUCUGGUAUUUCUAGCGAAGAUCAAAUCCAAUCGGAGCAAAUCCAUCGCUAUCAAGAAAUUCAAGCAAUCCAAGGACGGCGACGGCGUCUCCCCCACUGCCAUCCGCGAAAUUAUGUUGCUUCGGGAGAUAAACCAUGAAAAUGUGGUGAAGCUUGUGAAUGGGCACAUCAAUCACGUCGAUAUGUCGCUCUAUUUGGCUUUUGAUUAUGCUGAGCAUGACCUUUAUGAAAUCAUUAGACAUCACAGGGACAAGGUUAACCAACCCAUCAAUCUGUACACUGUCAAGUCAUUGCUAUGGCAGUUGCUUAAUGGGCUGAACUACCUCCACAGUAACUGGAUCAUACAUCGAGAUCUUAAGCCAUCAAAUAUCUUGGUCAUGGGUGAGGGAGAAGAGCAAGGAGUCAUUAAAAUUGCUGAUUUUGGACUUGCAAGAAUUUACCAAGCUCCCUUGAAGUCAUUAUCGGAAAAUGGGGUUGUGGUGACGAUUUGGUAUCGUGCGCCUGAAUUACUUCUUGGGGCAAAGCACUACACUAGUGCUGUUGACAUGUGGGCUGUUGGAUGCAUUUUUGCUGAGCUUCUGACUCUGAAGCCACUCUUUCAAGGGCAAGAAGUAAAAGCCACACCAAACCCUUUUCAGCUUGAUCAACUUGACAAAAUAUUUAAGGUCUUAGGGCACCCCACUCAAGAAAAGUGGCCAACACUUGUGAAUCUUCCACAUUGGCAAUCGGAUAUGCAACACAUUCAAGGGCAUAAAUAUGACAAUCCUGGACUUUACAGUGUUGUUCAUCUCUCUCCUAAAAAUCCUGCAUAUGAUCUCCUCUCAAAGAUGUUGGAAUAUGAUCCUCGAAAGCGCAUAACAGCGGCACAAGCUCUUGACCAUGAGUACUUUCGGCUUGAACCACUUCCAGGACGCAAUGCACUCGUACCUUCCCAACCUGGAGAGAAAGUUGUAAAUUAUCCUACUCGACCGGUUGAUACGACGACGGAUUUUGAAGGAACGACUAGUCUUCAAUCUUCGCAGCCGGUAUCAUCUGGGAAUGCAGUUUCCGGGAGCAUGGCAGCCCAUGCAGUGCCAAAUAGAGCUGUACCUCGGCCAAUGCCAGUGGUUGGCAUGCCAAGGUUGCAACCUCAGGGCAUGGUGGCUGCUUAUAAUCUGACUGCCCAGGCUGGGAUGGGUGGUAUGAAUCCUGGCAGCAUCCCGAUGCAGCGGGGUGUCGCUGCACAGGUUCAUCAGCAGCAGCAGAUGAGAAGGAAAGACCCAGGAAUGGGGAUGCCUGGAUACCCUCCUCAACAGAAGUCGAGACGCUUUUGAGGUCCGAUGGACAGUGCACUUUUGUUAUGCAAGUAUGGGAUUUUCAGUGCAAUUAUAAAGGCUCUAUUGAGAGACAUUGGAAACUCUUCUGCAGCAUCUUCAUCCAUGAUUGUUGAUUGCUCAUAAAAGCAGUACAAUCAAUCAAAAUUUAAAUGUAAGUAUUAGAAAC